Molecule: messenger RNA, 408 nt
Organism: Entamoeba invadens IP1
Lineage: Eukaryota; Evosea; Mastigamoebida; Endamoebidae
Exons: 1
Coding region: 1-408 (135 amino acids)
Source: RefSeq, a predicted model, not a curated record
AUGAGUAAGAGAAGAGAGAAGCGUGACUAUUCUUUAAGUGACGAUUCUGAAGAAGGCACAAGGCAACACAGAAAUCGGAAAAGAGAUCGAAAAGACAAUCGUCAAAAUUCACGAAGAGACGUUCAACCUGUCGAAGAACAGCCGACACUUGCACCAAUCAAAGAGAGAAUAGUUGAGACUUCCAAAUCGAUCGAAGAGAAGAAACCACGACACCCCACCCGAGACAUGGAUGACUACGAUUUACUCACUUCGAUGGGCGUGAAAGGCUUUGGCAGUUCCAAAGGACUCAAAGUUUCCGACAACAUUGAAGGGUUCUCCAAAAUUAAAGCGACGAGUAAGAUAUUCAAUCUUCUUAUCCAGAAGCGUGGGACUUACCAAAACCCAAUCGACAUCAAACUCAAAAAGUAA